Molecule: messenger RNA, 5794 nt
Organism: Monopterus albus (swamp eel)
Lineage: Eukaryota; Metazoa; Chordata; Actinopteri; Synbranchiformes; Synbranchidae
Gene: gng3
Product: guanine nucleotide binding protein (G protein), gamma 3
Exons: 3
Coding region: 2217-2498 (93 amino acids)
Biological process (GO): G protein-coupled receptor signaling pathway
Cellular component (GO): heterotrimeric G-protein complex
Molecular function (GO): G-protein beta-subunit binding
Source: RefSeq, a predicted model, not a curated record
UGAGAAAGGUCACGGGGUCAGGAGCACACAGGCUUACUGCAGGUCAAGAAGAGAGAAACUGGCAAGAUUACAGUAGCAUGAAUGACUGUGAAAGAAAGAGCACAGCACAUUUUAGAAGAGAAAUGUGAUGAGAAGUAUUACAACUGGAAGAUGUUGGUAUGUUUGGCAAUUAGUGUACUUUUAAUGCUGUGAAACAAGAGACAAAAGAUUGGGUGGUUCAUUUGUUUAAGUAGCAACUCAUAGACAACUUGAUCAUCGUCCAGUGUCCUGUUUAUAAGCUCAUGUGCCAAAAUUUUGUAUAGAUCACUCUCUUUUUUUCUGAUGUCUCUUGCUUCUUUUUCCCAUCGUUUACAUUGACAGCCACAUGCAGAAAUACAUUUUUCAUCAAGCAUGCAGAACAAGAACGCACACAUGGAUAGGGUUCACUGCUACUGCUGUCCUACAUCCACACCACCAUUCUAGAGUCAUUACAAUGCAUUUUACUUUCCUUGCAUUUUUAAAGUUUGAUUUAUUAUUGUCACAAGAAACUGCACAAUAUAGCAGCAUGGACCUGGUAGAGAUGUGAGUAGCAUUAACCUGGGAAACCUUCUGUAAAAGAGAUGAAUCAUUUCAGUGAACUAGCCUGUAUAUAAGCAAAGAAAAAAUACUGCAAGUCUUAAAUAAUGCUGUGCACUGUAUGGGUGAAGCACUCACAUUGCACUGAUAUAAGCUUAUUAUUAAAACCUCAAUUCUUUCAGACAUUUUAUACACUCUAUAAUUUAGUAUGUUUGAGCAGAGGUAUGGGUCCCUGGUAGGCUAGUGGUUAAGGCGCAGCGCUCUCGUCGCGGUGCCCCAGGUUCAAAUCCAGGUUGUGUCAGGAAGGACAUCCGGUGUGAAACACAUGUCAACAUGUGAGUUCUCAGUGUAAUGAUUUGCUGUAGCAACCCCUAAACUGGAAAAGCCAGAAGUGACUUUCUUUUUAUGAGCUGGCAGGUGUUGUCCAGCUGUUAAAUAUGCUUUAAAAUAACAGACCAUCUCAAACUGUGCACUGUUUAUUUCAUGGUAAAUUAAUUUGAGAAGUAUUCAUUUUUAUGAUAUGCAAAGAAGCCAUGUAAUGUUCAGCAUGUAACAGUCCUGUAGCAUGGUGCAUGGGCUGAUAUUUCUGAAAAUUUACAGAGCACAUGGUAAUCUUACAGUAUUUAUUGGCAACAACAAUUAACAUCCUGUUUUAUCUGUGUGGCUGAGAACAUAGACUCAAAAUAUUUUUUUCUGUUAUGGUGGAAAACCUGUGUGAAACUCUAAGCUUUAUUUUUGUAAUUUUUUAUAUUCGGUCUUGACUCGUUUCUCUUGGCUUAACAUCCUGUAGCAAAUUACAAGUGUUAUUUCCUUAAUUGCAGUACCAGAAAGGGACUACUACAUAAAGGGUAGUAAAUUCAUACCUAAAUCACAAAUGCUUUUACAGCCAAAUCUGCUUUAUGUUUUAUUCAUUUCAUUUAAUGCCUUUGUGAAAAAGUCAACAAUCAUCAUUGUUUUUUCAAAGGUGGUGUUGUCUUAGCUGAUUAGCUGGUCUUUUGUUACUUCCUCCACGUUCCUUUGCCUUAUUGUCUUUACUGAACUUAUUAACUGUGGCCCUCAUGACUAUGCAUUAAUUUUAUUAUAAAGGAGAAAGUUACUCCAUUCACUGUGAACUCUUCUCUAUUCUAGGGGCUCAAGCUUGAGUCCUACAUGUUAAAUAACAGUUAUAGCAUCCUUUAAAAAGUUAUAUCCUUUACAGCAAAUCUACACUAAAGCUUCUGUCUUAGGUUUGGACAUAGAAAGAGAUUAAACUAAUUAUUUUUUUUUAAAAAGACAAAUGUUUUACAGAGCAUCUUCUUUUUACAAGACAAUUACAAAAACUGUCCGAUAAACCCAUUAUAAACUACAAAGACAGUGAUGAAUGCCUUCUGUGCAGCAGUCUCUUGAAUUUGGGGCUAAAAGCGAUGUGCAACAGUGUGAUAUUUUGUCAAGCUUACAGUUUCCUGGGAGGACGCUGUACAUAUAGUUUAUGAGAAGAAAAAAAAAACGGAAAUACAGAGUCAGCCAUGGAGGCAAACGAGACUGAAAAGUUGGAGUCCGUCCAGUAGCGGUUGGUUUUAUGGGAUUUGUAGCUAAGUCAGCUCUGCUAGGUGAGUUAGGCAUAAAAGGGUGGAGUUUGAGAAAGACACUCAGUAACCUGGCUGAUAGUGCAGCAAGGUCCAAUGAGUGGCUCUGGAGCAGAAGAAAGGUGUGUGAAUGGGGUUAGGAUAGAUAGGAUGAAAGGAGACACCCCAGUGAACAGCACCAUGAGCGUCGGCCAAGCCAGGAAACUGGUGGAGCAACUGAAGAUAGAGGCUAGUUUCUGCAGGAUAAAGGUAUCAAAGGCAGCGGCCGACCUGAUGGCAUACUGCGAUGCACAUGCCUGUGAUGACCCCCUGAUCACCCCUGUGCCCACCUCAGAGAACCCUUUCAGGGAGAAGAAAUUCUUCUGUGCUCUGCUUUGAGACAAAUCAGGGAUUGUUGUGAUUAAAAAGUACAACUGUACAGUAUGUACAUGUGUGUACAGUGUGUACAUGUACUUCCAGUCAAAAUAAGACAUCAAUGUACUAUAGUAACCUACAUAAGAGCUGCCGAUGUACAGUAACUACAAAAUGUAUUGAAGUAAAUUUGUUAACUGCUAAUCUCGGUCAAUGACAAAAGGGCAAGAACAAAAUUAACAUGGGAAUUUGAAACCAAAUCUAAACAUUAAAUGAAUAAAGAGUCAAAAGUUUUCACUAUGAAGACCCAAAAUAGGAAAGAAAGGAAAUUUAAAGAACAGCUAUCAUCUGUUUGAAAACAUUUCAUGCUCAUAUACAUAUACUACAGGUACCUGCCACCAAGGACGCAUGCUGAGCAUCAAGUGUCUUAACAGGCUCCACCAGUCACAGGCACACAGUUAUAUGGAUUCUGCAGCAUUUGAAAUGUUUUACUGGGAUGCUAAAUUCACACAACAGGUCUAUGGAUUAUGGUGGUGCUAUGUUACUCAGAUGCUGCUGAUAGGACAGGGCUGUCACUUCUUCCCAUAUAAACUGUCCAUACAUUCGAGAUCUGGCGACUCAAAUGUACUGUAUGUGGGGGAAAGACAAGCCUAUGUUCGGUAAUGAAGGAUGACAUUUCCCAUCAGCGACACUGGUUCCAUUUGGUAACUGCUUGGAGAUGGAGAUAAUACCAGCCUUCUUCCAUCACAGUAGAAAUGCUUCACUUACAGUUGGAGGUCUUUAUGCAGAACAUUUAACCAACAUUUCGAUUGUUCUUUUGAGCCACAUCUCAUCUAUUGUUAGUUUAUUUUGUAUUCUUUGAUCACUGGUGUCUCCUGUUUUGGCACUUAUACCUACCAAUAUCAGCAGCUGUUAAUGAGUGGAUUAUAACCAUAUAAGCAGUUUCUUUCAAUGUUUUACUGAGAUUUUAGCAUUUUGCUCAUUUCUACACUGUUGCUAUAGUGUGGGUGUGGAAGUGUGUGUGCACAUAGGUGCUACUGUGAAAUUUAAGCAACAACUCUCAGCAUCUGAUCACAAAAUUUUAUAUCUCAAUAGCACACUGAUAACCCCCCAAUAUUUAUAAAAACAUUCCAGGGGUUAUGGACAUUCAAUAUACAGUCUAAGGCAUUGGAGAAAAAUCAGCUGUUUGGUUACUAUGAGUCUGGCUAAUGAACCAUUUUCUAUUUCUUUAAAGCAAAAAACUCAAUACAGGAGUUAUACUGGUGUACAUCAUCAUUUGUUCUGAUCACAUCUGAGAGGUUCUCUGGAGCAGAGGUUCUUCAACAGUUCCCAGAAAAAAUCCAAAACAGCCUAAUGACCUAUUUUAAUUAAAUGUUUCACUUUAUCCAUGGCUAUUUCUCCAUCUACACUACAGACAAUUGCCAAGCUCAGUUAUAUCAUAAAACCCAAAACAGGAGGCUAUGCUUCUUCUAGCAUCUUUGAUAUGAAACUUUUGGGAACCCCUGCUCUGGACCAUUUCAACAAUUAACUGUUUUUUUAAGUCUUACGAAUAUCAUAUUUGGAGCCUGUGUGGAGAAAGUGUAUCCAUGAAAUAUGAAAGACUGAAAUAAAUCCCCCUGUUCAUCAAAGAUUUUCUCUAAUUAGUGAUUUGAUUAGAUGAAAAUGGAAUCUUGAAAAAAUAUGUAUUAAAACAAAACAAAAUAUCCUUGUCUCUUAUUCUUUAAUAAGGACAGCAAUAUAAGACCUGAAGUGUUCACACAGUCAAGUGCAAAGACAUCAGGCAAUGGUUCCAUCUUCAUAAAGCUGGUGGCUGCAAACAAUAAUCAGUGACAUACCCUUGACAUGCACUACUGUAGAUUUUAUAGUUCAUCUGACUAAAUACAAUGUUUAAGCUAGCAUGCAUUAAGGCAUCUCACAAUCAAAGAUAAUAUCCAGCUCAGCUGUGACUACCCAACAUAAACUGAGCUUAUUGGGUGCUACAUAGUGUAGGUGGCAUUCUGGCCUUGUCUUCAUUUAAAGCCACUGGAAACUCAGAACACAGAUUCUCCCAUUUAGUGGUAAAUGAGACCUUUCUAAUAGAUUGGACAGGUUCUUGAUUUUCAGAAUGAGAAAUAAGUUCAGCUUCUAUUGAAGCUUCAGAUGCAGUAAAUUCUAUUACAGUGCAGCAUAUCAACUAAACUGUUCACUGACACUAUGCCUAUUGUUGUAUCAUGGUUAUUGGUUCUGAUCAGAAUUGCUUCCAUGUUUUUUCACAUCAGUCUGAAUGUUUGUCAUACCUCAGACAGAUAAAACACGCUUCAUUUACUAAGACCACUAGCGGGACAAUCUAACAUGGUAGUAGACAUUUUGUAUGCAUGCGGUUCACAUUUCAUUUAAACCUCGUCAUAGCUGGCUGUUAAGGUCCUCAGUAGUGCUCAGACAAGAGCUGGAUAAGUGGCAUUUAUAAUAGUCAGUCAGUAUUUAAGUUAAAUGAGGUUUACCUAUUAUGUGAACCAUCACUGCAAAAAAAAAGUCCAACUUAAGGCCUGUUAUGUAAACGUAGCUUCAGACAGUGUUCGAGUUUGUUACAUCAGCAACUUUAUUUACAAACACUUUCAUCUUCAGGGUCCAACAAGCUCUGAGCAGAUCACAAGACGGGAAUCAUUUUUCUUCUUUAUUUCAGAAUCAAAAUGUUAAAAAAAAAAUCCGUCUCUGCACAAACCUGUGUCACAUUAGGUUAGCGCUUUAAUUAUGUAUCACACAUCAAUCAGAUCCUAUGCAAGACAACAAAUGGACAAUGUGCCUCUUCAAGAAAUUAUUUAAACAGUGUUGGUGGGGAAGUGUACAUGAUACUAAACUGUGAUAUGGUAUUAAAAAAAUGCAGCUUAUAUCAACUUUGCAAGGGCUUUAAAAACAGAGCAAAGGGCAGGAAGCCCAAGAGUUGAAGGAGAGUACAAACAUUAGCCUGGAUUGUACUGGUCACACUCACAUUACACAGAAAGAAAAACGUGUUCUGAACUGAAACGCAAAGCUUUUCUGAAGGUAAAAUGUUUCAAAAAAAGAACUGGCAGGCAACACUGAGCUUAAAAAUGUCAAUUCUCAGUAACACAAUCAGCAGUGAACGAUUAUUUUAAAAUUUGGCCUUAAAUAGAAGGUACAGAAUGAGUAAGACUCCCCCCCCCAUACAGAUCCUUGUUAGACACUUCUGACAGCAGACAAUUUGACUUGUCAAACGUUGGGUGUAACAACACGAAUAAAGGCAACAUUACAUUUAGGUGUCCUGGUGUCACAGCCAUCAAUAAUAUUAUCAGUUAAGCCUUUGACUAUGACAAGUCAAAAAAAAA